AUGGAUGGGACGCGCGCCGGGCGGGAUGCCAUGAACAACUGCAGCGAGCAGCAGUACUGGGACAGCCUCGUGUGCCGGUGCAUCCCCUGCAGCCUGGUGUGCGGGCGUCCCGCGGGGCCCCGCUGCGCUGCCCUCUGCGUGUCCAUGGAUUGCAACAGGAGACCCGGCUUCUACUACGACGAGCUCCUGAAGGAGUGCAUGGACUGCAGGGCGCUGUGCGGGCAGCACCCCCCGCAGUGCGCCCCGACCUGCCGGGGUGAGGCUGCCGCCACACAACCCCCACCCCCAGCAGGUGCCCUGGAAGCCACCCCUCCAGUGGCUGUGGUGGAACAGAAGGCUUGCCCAGAGCUGGAGCCAUGGCUGGUGGUUUACCUGCUGCUGGGGCUCUGCCUCUGUGCCCUCAUCUGCUCCCUGCUCCUGGGCUGGACCCACCUGCGGAGGAAGGGAGAGGUGGUCUCCUGCCAAGCCAGCACUGGGACCUGCCACCACGGGGAGGACUUCUCCAAGGAUCGGCUGGUGGAAGUGGGCAGUGUUGCUGAUGGAUCAGCAGGCAGCAGAGUCCCUGAGCCAGUGGAAACCUGUGGCUUCUGCUUCCCUGGACAUGGUGCUGCUGUACGAGAGAUCAAAUCAUGCCACGGCACCUGCUGCCAUGCAGGGGAAAGAGCUGCUCCCCUUCACACCGGGAUAUGCAGCACGGGGAGCGCCGGGGCUGUUCCCAGCCCUGAGGAUGGCCACUUCAAAAUCAUAUGUUCUCCUUCACAAGAUAAGGCACUCAUGGCAUGA
This is a messenger RNA of Chaetura pelagica (chimney swift), 783 nucleotides long. RefSeq names its product tumor necrosis factor receptor superfamily, member 13B (gene TNFRSF13B). The transcript is spliced from 5 exons. Gene Ontology annotation, cellular component: plasma membrane. Lineage: Eukaryota; Metazoa; Chordata; Aves; Apodiformes; Apodidae. Bases 1 to 783 code for a protein of 260 amino acids. The record is from RefSeq and is a predicted model, not a curated record.